GUGUAUUGCACUUGUAGGUAUUUAAAAGCUCGCUCUAUUUCAUAGGAAUUACUCUGACUGGUACCAACGCGACAUCCAGGGCUUGUUUGUGGAGAGACGACGGUUCAACUCGCCAUCCAUUUCAGAUCACUUGUCGAUUCUCCUUGUAUUCAUUACAGUGGUUGGUCAUCGAACACACAAUGUCCAACCCGACUUUUCCUCCCUUGAUCCUCUACCACUACCCCUUCUCGCCCUACGCGCGCCGGGUGAUCUGGUACCUACGCUUACGCGGCAUCCCUUACAUGGAAUGCAUCCAACCGCCCAUCCUCCCGCGCCCAGACAUUUCCCAGCAGCUGGGCAUAUCGUACCGGCGCGUUCCCAUCCUGGCCAUCGGCCGCGACGUGUACCUGGACAGCAGGCUGAUCCUGGCCAAGCUGGAGGCGCUUCCGUUUCCCACGACAGUGAAGCCGCCGCUGGGCGCUGCGCGGGGGACGACGGACCUCGCCCUGCAGCGACUCCUGUCCAGCCUGACCACGGGCAGCCUCUUCUCCCACGCGCGCAGGCUCCUGCCCGAAUCGCUCCCGCUGCUGAAGGACCCGGCAUUUCAAAAGGACCGCGCCGACUUCUUCGGUGAAAGUGGUGAGCAAACCCGAGCCCAACAAGAACAAACAAACAAGGCAAAGGAAAACGUCGCCAUCAAAGCCGAGGCGCUGCACGAGUUGAAGGAGGCCUUUGCCCUCCUGGAAACAACCCUUCUCGACCAAGACUCGGACAAGAAGAAGAAGAAGAAGGAGUGGCUGCUAGGCGGUGACGCGCCCAGCCUAGCCGACAUCGAGGCCGUGUGGGUUCUGCACUGGAUGGCCACGCUGCAGGGCGGCAACGGCGAGCCGGCGAUGGACCCGGCGCACAUCUCGCGCGACCGGUUCCCCGCCGUCUACGCCUGGAUCGACCGGUUUCACGCGGCUGUCCGCUCCGCGGGGGCAGCAAACAAACAUCAGGAACAAAAGAUGACCGGUGAGGAAGCGGCCCGGUUGAUCAAACAGCAAGCCGGCGAAGGAGUCGAGGUGGAGGUGGAGGUGGACGAGACGGAGCCGCUUGUGAAAGCGUUCGGCUUCAAAAGAGGCGAUUCCGUCGAAGUGUGGCCCGUCGAUUUCGGGUCCAACCACCGCGACCGCGGACGGCUGGUGGGUCUGAAAGCCGACGAGAUCGUGUGGGAGACGGAAGGCGCCGGGGUGAGGGUGCAUGCGCCCCGGAGCGGGUUCCGGGUGCGGCCGGCUGGUUGGGGGCCUACCAGUUUGUAAGGUAAUAAUUCGGUGUAGAGAUCCCGCUUCACUUGUUCGUCUUGGCUACUUCGUAUGUUUAUUAAGUUUGGGUGCUAGAUUGUUGAAAGCUGCUUCAGAUCAGCUGCCUAGGUACAUGCGCGUUAUGUUCUUCGGGUUGGUCUGGAGCUGAUGCGGUGGUGGAGGUGAAAUCGUCGUCACUAUGUGGCGUUGAAGGGUCGAACUCGAGGGCAUGAUUGUUAGAACAGAUCGUUGUAUAUUAGGAGUAGAUGUGUGCUGUACCAUC
This is a messenger RNA of Canariomyces notabilis, 1545 nucleotides long. RefSeq lists its product as uncharacterized. NCBI's taxonomy places the organism in Eukaryota, Fungi, Ascomycota, Sordariomycetes, Sordariales, Chaetomiaceae. The record is from RefSeq and is a predicted model, not a curated record. The transcript is spliced from 2 exons. Bases 180 to 1280 code for a protein of 366 amino acids.